CCAGCCUUUACCGAGGAUGAAAGUGCUGGAGUCCGAUGUCGUGUUUGACAUGAAAACCACUCCACACAUCUGUAUCCCCUUGGAGCCAUGCCAGCUGGUGGCGAAACACCACGAAAGGGAUCACCGCCUUGCCAUACCAGUCAGUACGGCAAAGCGGCCGCGCGAAGCCUAUGAGAACAUGCAGGCGGACUUGGCCAGAUCUUUCAGCGCCAACAGUAUCAACGAGCAGCGACAAAUAGAGAGGCAUUUGCCGCCCUACAAGUCUGUGAAGUCUCAGUACUAUCGCAAAAUCAACAAGCGAUACCCAACGCUCCAUGGAAUAGGUGACCCGGGUUCAGUCUGGGCGGAGCUCACCCAGACUUGGGAGUCAAGGAACAACGUGAACUCCGAUGACCGCUACGUGCUAUUUGAGCAGGCACAACCCCCGUUCCUUAUCCUUGCGUCGGCCCAGGACCUCCGGACCCUGCACGAUUCAAGACACUGGGUGUGCGAUGGCACUUUCGACUUUUGCCCACCGCAGUUCAGCCAACUUUAUAGCAUUCACGGCUUCAAAAGAGGAGAAGGACUUCCUCUUGUAGCGGGACUCCUGCCAGACAAGACCCGGGCCACAUAUACGAAGUUCUUUGAGGUGGUACGCACUGCCCUGAUCUCUGCGUGUGGUGACGUCGGAGAACUCCGAUUCGGACAUUUCGACUUCGAGAUGGUCGCUAUCUCUACAUUCGAAGUGACCUUUCCGGGGGCAGAGUCCAAGGGGUGUCUGUUCCACUUCGCCCACUGCGUCAUCCGCAAGAUGGCCCAACUAGGCUUGCGGGAACUCUAUGGUGACAUCCAAAGGCCAGCUUUCAGGCGCUGGGCUCGCAGGCUAGUGAGCCUCGCCCUCCUCCCGGAGCGUCUCGUGAUGCCCCACUGGACUACAUCCCUGAAAGGCCAGACGCCGAUGACCGGAACUCCGAGGCUAGACGCAGCCAUAACGGAGUUUAGUUCUUACUUCGAGCGCCAGUGGCUCGUUUCGCCAAGACAGGUGGCACUUUGGAACCACUUCAAGGAUGAAGACAACCUGCGCACUACAAAUCACGCCGAAGGGUGGCACCGCUCGCUGAGCUCCCGUUUUCAGUGCCAGCCGAGGAUGCCCCUCGGGAAAUUCAUGGUAGAUUUCCAGAAGAAUAUCCACCACAUGACACAGACUCCUGAUAUAACACCUGACACGUCACAACGGCACAGCCAACACCUUGAGCCACCGCUGGGAUGA
Ixodes scapularis (black-legged tick) is the source of this 1249-nucleotide messenger RNA. RefSeq lists its product as uncharacterized. The transcript is spliced from 5 exons. NCBI's taxonomy places the organism in Eukaryota, Metazoa, Arthropoda, Arachnida, Ixodida, Ixodidae. Bases 17 to 1249 code for a protein of 410 amino acids. The record is from RefSeq and is a predicted model, not a curated record.